Molecule: messenger RNA, 5767 nt
Organism: Acinonyx jubatus (cheetah)
Lineage: Eukaryota; Metazoa; Chordata; Mammalia; Carnivora; Felidae
Gene: PBRM1
Product: polybromo 1
Exons: 34
Coding region: 364-5538 (1724 amino acids)
Biological process (GO): chromatin remodeling
Cellular component (GO): RSC-type complex
Molecular function (GO): chromatin binding; protein binding
Source: RefSeq, a predicted model, not a curated record
AGGGGUGAGGGUGGUGAGGGCGGCGGGUGCUGGAGCGACGGCAGCGGCCGCAGCCGGAGGAGCAAUAGCAGCAGCCGUGGCGGCCACGGGGCGGGGCGUGGCGGUCGGCGACCGCGGCCGGGGCUGCAGACGGCGAAGCGGCUGGCUUGCCAACACUUGGGGUCACAUGUGAGCCUUCCACAUGUGUUCACUCUCCAUUCCAGCUCUGUGAUUGAACUCUGCUCUUAUUGACUAGGGGGCAUUUGGGCAGGCAUGCUUCAUUCCUGGAAUUGACAGUCAUUCCAUUUUUGAAUAUAUUAACACUGAAUCAGCACUUCUAAAGCCCUGCCUUCUCCCACUGGCUUCACUUGGCCUUCAGACAUAAUGAGGAGACUGGCUUUUCGAGGCGCUGGUUGUGCUCUGGUAAAGCUGAAGAAGUUGGAUUCCAUGGGUUCCAAGAGAAGACGAGCUACCUCCCCUUCUAGUAGUGUCAGCGGGGACUUUGAUGACGGGCACCAUUCUGUAUCCACACCAGGCCCAAGCAGGAAAAGGAGGAGACUUUCCAAUCUUCCGACUGUAGAUCCUAUUGCUGUGUGCCAUGAACUCUACAACACCAUUCGAGACUAUAAGGAUGAGCAGGGCAGGCUGCUCUGUGAGCUCUUCAUUAGGGCACCAAAGCGAAGAAAUCAACCAGACUAUUAUGAAGUGGUUUCUCAGCCCAUUGAUUUGAUGAAAAUCCAACAAAAGUUAAAGAUGGAAGAGUAUGAUGAUGUUAAUCUGCUGACUGCUGACUUCCAGCUCCUUUUUAACAAUGCAAAGGCCUAUUAUAAGCCAGAUUCUCCUGAAUAUAAAGCUGCUUGCAAACUAUGGGAUUUGUACCUUCGAACAAGAAAUGAGUUUGUUCAGAAAGGAGAAGCAGAUGAUGAAGAUGAUGAUGACGAUGGGCAAGACAAUCAAGGCACAGUGACUGAAGGAUCUUCUCCAAGUUACUUGAAGGAGAUCCUGGAGCAGCUUCUUGAAGCCAUAGUUGUAGCCACAAAUCCAUCAGGACGUCUCAUUAGUGAGCUUUUUCAGAAACUGCCUUCUAAAGUGCAAUAUCCAGAUUAUUAUGCAAUAAUUAAGGAGCCUAUAGAUCUCAAGACCAUUGCCCAGAGGAUACAGAAUGGAAGCUACAAGAGCAUUCAUGCAAUGGCCAAAGAUAUAGAUCUCCUAGCAAAAAAUGCCAAAACUUAUAAUGAGCCUGGUUCUCAAGUAUUCAAGGAUGCAAAUUCUAUAAAAAAAAUAUUUUAUAUGAAAAAGGCAGAAAUUGAACAUCAUGAAAUGGCUAAGUCAAGCCUUCGAAUGAGGACUCCAUCAAAUUUGGCCACAGCCAGGCUGACAGGUCCUUCACACAGUAAAGGCAGCCUUAGUGAAGAGAGAAAUCCCACUAGCAAGUAUUACCGAAAUAAAAGAACAGUCCAAGGGGGUCGUUUGUCAGCAAUUACCAUGGCACUUCAGUAUGGCUCAGAAAGUGAGGAGGAUGCUUUAGCUGCUGCACGUUAUGAAGAAGGAGAGUCGGAAGCAGAGAGCAUUACUUCAUUUAUGGAUGUUUCAAAUCCUUUUUAUCAGCUUUAUGACACAGUUAGGAGCUGUCGGAAUAACCAAGGGCAGCUUAUAGCUGAACCUUUUUUUCAUUUGCCUUCAAAGAAAAAAUACCCUGAUUAUUAUCAGCAAAUUAAAAUGCCCAUAUCCCUACAACAGAUCAGAACAAAGCUCAAGAACCAAGAAUAUGAAACUUUAGAUCAUUUGGAGUGUGAUCUGAAUUUAAUGUUUGAAAAUGCCAAGCGCUAUAAUGUUCCCAACUCAGCCAUCUACAAGCGGGUCCUAAGAUUGCAGCAAGUCAUGCAGGCAAAGAAAAAGGAGCUUGCCAGGAGGGACGACAUUGAGGAUGGAGACAGCAUGAUCUCUUCGGCCACCUCUGACGCUGGUAGCGCGAAAAGAAAAAGGAACACUCUUGACAGUGAGAUGUUGGGUCUCAGGAGGCUCUCCAGUAAAAAGAACAUAAGAAAGCAGCGAAUGAAAAUCUUAUUCAAUGUUGUUCUUGAAGCUCGUGAGCCAGGUUCAGGCAGAAGACUUUGUGAUCUAUUUAUGGUUAAACCAUCCAAAAAGGACUAUCCUGAUUAUUAUAAAAUCAUAUUGGAGCCAAUGGACUUGAAAAUAAUUGAACAUAACAUCCGCAAUGACAAAUACGCAGGGGAAGAGGGAAUGAUAGAAGACAUGAAGCUGAUGUUCCGGAAUGCCAGGCAUUACAACGAGGAGGGCUCCCAGGUGUACAACGAUGCACACAUCCUGGAAAAGUUACUCAAGGAUAAAAGGAAAGAGCUGGGCCCACUGCCUGAUGAUGAUGACGUGGCUUCUCCCAAACUCAAGCUGAGUAGGAAGAGUGGAAUUUCUCCUAAAAAAUCAAAAUACAUGACUCCAAUGCAGCAGAAACUAAAUGAAGUCUAUGAAGCUGUAAAGAACUAUACUGAUAAGAGGGGUCGCCGCCUCAGUGCCAUAUUUCUGAGGCUUCCCUCUAGAUCUGAGCUGCCUGACUACUACCUGACCAUUAAAAAGCCCAUGGACAUGGAAAAAAUUCGAAGUCACAUGAUGGCCAAUAAAUACCAAGAUAUAGACUCCAUGGUUGAGGACUUCGUCAUGAUGUUUAACAAUGCGUGUACAUACAAUGAGCCUGAGUCUUUGAUCUACAAAGAUGCUCUUGUCCUGCACAAAGUCCUGCUUGAAACUCGGAGAGACCUGGAGGGAGAUGAGGACUCUCAUGUCCCAAAUGUGACCUUGCUGAUUCAAGAGCUUAUCCACAAUCUUUUUGUGUCAGUCAUGAGUCAUCAGGAUGAUGAGGGAAGAUGCUACAGUGAUUCCUUAGCAGAAAUUCCUGCUGUGGAUCCCAACUUUCCAAACAAACCUCCUCUUACUUUUGACAUAAUUAGAAAGAAUGUUGAAAAUAAUCGCUACCGGCGGCUUGAUUUAUUUCAAGAGCAUAUGUUUGAAGUCUUGGAAAGGGCAAGAAGGAUGAAUCGGACAGACUCUGAAAUAUAUGAGGAUGCGGUGGAGCUGCAGCAGUUUUUUAUUAAAAUCCGUGAUGAGCUCUGCAAAAAUGGGGAGAUCCUCCUAUCACCAGCGCUCAGCUACACCACGAAGCACUUGCAUAACGACGUGGAGAAAGAGAAAAAGGAAAAAUUACCAAAAGAAAUCGAGGAAGACAAAUUAAAGAGAGAAGAAGAAAAAAGAGAAGCUGAAAAGAGUGAAGACUCCUCAGGCACUGCAGGCCUCUCAGGCUUACACCGCACAUACAGUCAGGACUGCAGCUUUAAGAACAGCAUGUACCAUGUUGGAGAUUACGUCUACGUGGAGCCCGCGGAGGCCAGCCUGCAGCCACACAUAGUCUGUAUUGAGAGACUGUGGGAAGAUUCUGCUGGUGAAAAAUGGUUGUAUGGCUGUUGGUUUUAUCGGCCAAAUGAAACAUUCCAUCUGGCUACGCGAAAAUUUCUAGAAAAAGAAGUUUUUAAGAGUGACUAUUACAAUAAAGUUCCUGUUAGUAAAAUUCUAGGAAAAUGUGUGGUCAUGUUUGUCAAGGAAUACUUUAAAUUAUGCCCAGAAAACUUUCGAGAUGAGGAUGUUUUUGUCUGUGAAUCACGGUAUUCUGCCAAAACCAAAUCUUUUAAGAAAAUUAAACUGUGGACCAUGCCCAUCAGUUCAGUGAGGUUUGUCCCUCGGGAUGUGCCCUUGCCUGUGGUUCGAGUGGCCUCUGUAUUUGCAAAUGCAGAUAAAGGGGAUGAUGAGAAGAACACAGACAACUCAGAGGAUAGUCGAACUGAAGACAGUUUUAACUUGGAGAAGGAGAAAGAAGAUGUCCCUGUGGAAAUGUCAAACGGUGAGCCAGGUUGCCACUACUUUGAGCAGCUCCGUUACAAUGACAUGUGGCUGAAGGUUGGUGACUGUGUCUUCAUCAAGUCCCAUGGCCUGGUGCGCCCACGUGUGGGCAGAAUUGAAAAGGUGUGGGUCCGAGAUGGAGCUGCAUAUUUUUAUGGCCCUAUCUUCAUUCACCCAGAAGAGACAGAACAUGAGCCCACAAAAAUGUUCUACAAAAAAGAAGUGUUUCUGAGUAAUCUGGAAGAAACCUGCCCCAUGACAUGUAUUCUGGGAAAGUGCGCUGUGUUGUCAUUCAAGGACUUCCUCUCCUGCAGACCAACUGAAAUACCAGAAAAUGACAUUCUGCUUUGUGAGAGCCGCUACAACGAGAGUGACAAGCAGAUGAAGAAAUUCAAAGGACUGAAGAGGUUUUCGCUGUCUGCUAAAGUGGUAGAUGAUGAAAUUUAUUACUUCAGAAAACCAAUAGUUCCUCAGAAGGAGCCCUCACCUCUGUUGGAAAAGAAGAUCCAGUUGCUAGAAGCUAAAUUUGCUGAGUUAGAAGGUGGAGAUGAUGAUAUUGAAGAGAUGGGGGAAGAAGAUAGUGAGGUCAUUGAACCUCCUUCUCUGCCUCAGCUUCAGACCCCACUGGCCAGUGAGCUGGAUCUCAUGCCCUACACACCCCCACAGUCUACCCCAAAGUCUGCCAAAGGCAGUGCAAAGAAGGAAGGCUCCAAACGGAAAAUCAACAUGAGUGGCUACAUCCUGUUCAGCAGUGAGAUGAGAGCUGUGAUUAAGGCCCAGCAUCCAGACUACUCUUUUGGGGAGCUCAGCCGACUGGUGGGGACAGAAUGGAGAAACCUUGAGACAGCCAAGAAAGCAGAAUAUGAAGAGCGGGCAGCUAAAGUUGCUGAGCAGCAGGAGAGAGAGCGAGCAGCACAGCAACAGCAGCCGAGUGCUUCUCCCCGAGCAGGCACCCCUGUGGGGGCUCUCAUGGGGGUGGUGCCACCACCAACACCAAUGGGGAUGCUCAAUCAGCAGUUGACACCUGUUGCAGGCAUGAUGGGUGGCUAUCCGCCAGGCCUUCCACCUUUGCAGGGCCCAGUUGAUGGCCUUGUUAGCAUGGGCAGCAUGCAGCCACUUCACCCUGGGGGGCCUCCACCCCACCAUCUUCCGCCAGGUGUGCCCGGCCUCCCGGGCAUCCCACCACCGGGUGUGAUGAACCAAGGAGUGGCCCCUAUGGUAGGGACUCCAGCGCCAGGCGGAAGUCCAUACGGACAGCAGGUGGGAGUUUUGGGGCCUCCAGGGCAGCAGGCACCACCUCCGUAUCCUGGCCCACAUCCAGCCGGCCCCCCUGUCAUACAGCAGCCAACAACGCCCAUGUUUGUGGCUCCCCCACCGAAGACACAACGGCUUCUCCACUCAGAGGCCUACCUGAAAUACAUUGAAGGACUCAGUGCUGAGUCCAACAGCAUUAGCAAGUGGGACCAAACCCUGGCAGCUCGAAGACGCGAUGUCCAUUUGUCAAAAGAACAGGAGAGCCGCCUGCCCUCUCACUGGCUGAAAAGUAAAGGGGCCCAUACCACCAUGGCAGAUGCCCUCUGGCGCCUUCGGGAUUUGAUGCUCCGAGAUACCCUCAACAUUCGCCAAGCAUACAAUCUAGAAAAUCUUUAAUCACGUCAAUUACGUUUCUUUUAUAGAAGCAUAAAAAGUUUUGUGGAACAGUAGCCAUUUUAGUUACUGGGGGCGGGAGGGGAGGAACAAAGGAUGAUAAUUUUUAUUGCAUUUUACUGUAUAUCACAAGGCCAUUUUUAUAUAAGGACACUUUUAAUAAGCUAUUUCAAUUUGUUUUUGUUAAUAUUCAGUUGAUUUUAUCAAAUACACAGAGAUUUUUUUGCAUAUG